Molecule: messenger RNA, 2409 nt
Organism: Fomitiporia mediterranea MF3/22
Lineage: Eukaryota; Fungi; Basidiomycota; Agaricomycetes; Hymenochaetales; Hymenochaetaceae
Product: DEAD-domain-containing protein
Exons: 8
Coding region: 1-2409 (802 amino acids)
Biological process (GO): rRNA processing
Cellular component (GO): nucleus
Molecular function (GO): ATP binding; RNA helicase activity; nucleic acid binding
Source: RefSeq, a predicted model, not a curated record
AUGGGCGAGAAAGCUAAUGCAGAAGCAGGUCCGUCGCGGCCAUCCUCUCUGUCGCUUAGAAAAAAGUCCGCCAAGGGUAGUAAGCCUUUCAAGCAACACAACAAAUCGAGGGCACUUUCCGAAGCCCAUGCAAUCGAUGCAUUAGACAGACAGGCAGUGGAGUUUGAAGCACCUCCUGACCUGAUUAAUUUCGCCGACCUGCCUGUAUCCGCCAGCACCAAGAAGGGUCUAAAGUUGCCGGGCUUCGUUAAGAUGACUGAAAUCCAAGCGAAGAGUAUACCUUUGUCACUCAAGGGAAAGGAUGUACUUGGUGCUGCCCGUACGGGUAGUGGAAAGACGCUCGCAUUCCUAGUGCCCGUUCUCGAAAUUCUCUAUCGGAAAAAGUGGGGUCCGCAAGAUGGUCUAGGAGCGCUGAUUAUAUCGCCAACAAGAGAACUAGCAGUACAGAUAUUCGAGGUGCUACGAUCUAUUGGAGGGUACCAUACCUUCUCGGCUGGGCUUGUAAUAGGAGGAAAGAAUCUGAAGGACGAAAAGGAGCGGCUUAAUCGCAUGAACAUCCUUGUUGCAACACCUGGGCGACUAUUGCAGCAUAUGGACCAAACCUUCGGUUUUGACUGCGAUAAUUUACAGAUGCUUGUCCUCGACGAGGCUGAUAGGAUUUUGGACAUGGGUUUUUCACGAACAGUAAAUGCCCUCCUCGAACAUCUCCCUCGCUCCCGUCAGACCCUACUAUUCUCCGCAACGCAAACAGACUCUGUUAAAGACCUUGCCCGGCUCAGUCUCAAGGAUUCGGUAUUCGUUUCGGUGAAAGAGGAAGGGUCACAUGCAGCCACCCCAAAAUUAUUGGAGCAACACUAUGUUGUUUGCGAGCUGGACAGAAAACUUGAUAUUCUCUGGUCUUUCAUCAAGAGUCAUCUACAGAGCAAGGUUCUUGUUUUCUUUGCUAGUGGGAAACAGGUCCGCUUUGUCUUCGAGACGUUCUGCAAACUUCACCCUGGUUCCCCCCUCAUGCAUUUACACGGUAAACAAAAGCAAGCCACCCGGCUCGGUACAUGUGCAAAAUUUACUUCGAUGAAACAUGCUGUUCUUUUCGCAACCGAUCUCGCCGCUCGUGGGCUUGACUUCCCCUCUGUUGACUGGGUCCUCCAGGUCGAUGCACCGGAAGACGCGGAGACAUAUAUCCACCGCGUGGGACGUACGGCGCGUUACGAAAGUAGAGGGAAGGGAUUGCUGCUAUUAUGUCCCAGUGAAGAAGAGGGGAUGCUCGAGGCUUUGAAGAAAAAAGAGAUAGUAGUUGAGAAGAUAAAGAUUAAGGCAAGCAAGACGCAAAGCAUCGAGAAGCACCUACAGAAUCUGGCAUUCCAAGAUCCGGAGAUCAAGUAUCUCGGUCAAAGGGCGUUUGUAUCGCACAUGCGAUCUGUCUACCAGCAAAAAGACAAAUCGAUAUUCAAGAUCGACGAACUUCCUGCUGAACGCUUCGCUGCGUCGUUAGGUCUUCCUGGAGCACCGAAAAUUAAGUUUCUGUCUAAAGAGGCGGUCAAGAAAAGAAAGAAUGCUUCGUAUCUCGAGAAAUCUGCACAACUCGAGAAUCAUCGUAUACUUAAUGACGAUGAUGAGCAUGAGGAUAGCAGUCCAUCUUCCGAGGGAGAGCCAGAGGGCGCACGGAGUCAGAAGCAGAAAGAGGAUGCAUUACAACCAAAGAAGAACGGAGUCCGCACAAAGUAUGAUCGCAUGUUUGAACGAAAGAACCAAAGCAUCCUCUCAGAGCAUUAUACCAAGCUCGUUGAUCAUAGCGCCGAUGUCGACACCGCAGCGGACGACGAAGACGAUUUCAUCACUCUAAAGCGAGCAGAUCACGACCUUCCAUUCGCUCUUCCUAUCUCCGCCUCUCAUUCCAAACGCAAGCUCAAAAUGGGUCAGUCAAAGAAAGCCAUGGCUAAAUACCAUGGCCACGGCGAGAAAUUGCUUUUCGACGACGAGGGUAACGCGCAUCAAGUGUACGAGAUGCAUGAUGUGGAUGAAGAAUUCAAAGAUCAGGAUAUUGCGGAGGCUGCGCGGGACUUUGCAGCUGGUGAACGAGGAAGGAUGAAGGAGGCGGACGUACAGGAUAAGGAGUUGGCGCGGGAGAAGAAGAAGGAAAAGAAGAGGAAGAGAAAGGAACGCGAGAAUCAAGAACGAGCGGCAACGGGCACUGCCGGAGCGCAAAUCGAACCCGCCGGUGACGAAGGUUACGAGUCCCCAGAUUUCGACUUUAUUCGUUCGGGAAGUGAGGGUGAAGAAAAUGGGGAGGCACGUCCAGUAAAAAGGAGCAAGCUUGGGUUGAGGCAAGAGCAUAGACGAGGAGGCACCGGUAUACCAACAUCAUUGGAAGACGAGGAGACAUUAGCUUUGAGACUUCUUGAGCGUUAA